CAGACGACCCGGAGGGGUCCAUUUCAUCUGUCCGAUCUGUCGGCACCGAGAGAAAAACCCCGCAGCUCCUUUGACUGUUUCCAGUCUGCGAGGAUUUGAACCUUCUUCGGUUCAGCUCGGUUUUGCGUCGCUGUGCCAGGAAACACCGAGCAGUUUGUAUAAUAGUUCAGGUCUCGCAGCGGCAGCAGGGUCAGUGCUCCGUCUCAGCACGGAUCCAGGAUGAAGCGAGCAACUUUCCUGCUGGUGUUUGGAGUCGUCCUGGGCUUCUGUCAGGCUCAGUCGGAGGCGGGAGGCGAGGAGACGGGUGGGGAAGAGGAACAUGUGGAGCUCUUCACCACACCGACCACUAAGAUGGCUGCCGCCACCUCGGACUUCGGCUACAACCUGUUCCGUGCUCUGGCGAGUCGCGAAGCCGCGGCCAACGUCUUCCUGUCCCCCAUCAGUGUGUCUGCGGUGAUGACGCAGCUGUCCUUGGGAGGGUCUGAGAAUGCUGAACGGCAGCUGUUCAGGGCUCUAAGGUACCACACCUUGCAGGAUCCUCAGCUCCACACCACCCUGAAAGACCUGCUGGCCUCGAUCAGGACGCCUGGAAAAGGCCUGAGCACCGCCGCGCGCAUCUACCUGGCACGACGACUUCGUCUAAAGCAGGACUUCUUCACGCGUGUGGAGCAGCAGUAUGGCGUUCGUCCCAAGGCACUGGUAGGAGCCAAAGAUGUAAAAGAAAUCAGUGACUGGGUGGCUAAGGAGACGGGCGGGAAGGUGCAGCGCUUCCUGGACAAACCCUUCCCCAGAAACACUGGCGUGAACACUGUGAGCGCCACCUACUUUAAAGGGAAGUGGGUGACUCGGUUCAGCCAGAGUGGAGCAAUGGAGAACUUCCAGGUAGACGGCGGGGCACCUGUCCGCGUUUCCAUGAUGCAACAGGAUAGCUACCCUGUGAAGAUGGGAGCCGAUUCAGAUUUGAGCUGCACAAUCGCUCAGAUCCAGAUGCAGGACGAUAUCAGCAUGUUCAUCUUACUGCCAGAUGAGGUGACCUCCAACAUGACCCUGCUGGAGGAGAGUUUGACCGCUGAGUUCGUUGAGGACCUCUCCAGGACGCUCCUCCCUGCCCAGGUGUCCCUAACUCUGCCCACCCUGAGGCUCAGCUACUCCACAGACCUGCUGCCACUGCUCAGCGACCUGGGUCUCUCUGAUUGGCUAGAGAACCCAGACCUGGAGAAGAUCUCAGCUCAGGCCACCAAGCUCAGCAGUGUCAAACACAAGGUUGUCAUGGAGACGGCGCCCGAGGGGAACCAGUACCCCAGCGUCAACUCGACGCCCAGCCACUUAUCGUUCCGCGUGGACCGCCCCUUCCUCUACUUGAUCCGGGACGAAGCAACGGGGGCCCUGCUCUUCAUCGGCAGGGUGGUCAACCCCAAGGACCUGACGAUAUAACACACGUGCACACAUGUCGGCCUUUCUGUAGUUGUGAGGACAUUCAUUGACAUAGUGCAAUCCCUAGCCUUUACCCUAACCCAACCAUCACAGCUAAACUGCCUAACCCUAACCCUACCUUAUCCCUAACCUAAACCCGAUUUUAACCUGAAUCCUAAAACUAAGUCUUCACCCUCAAACAGCCAUUUGAAGGUGUGAGGAGUGGCCUAAAUGACCUAAGUCCCGAUGUCGAAAACUCAAACUGUCUUUGUGGUCCUCAGAAAGAUAGCCAUACAAGUACUCACACUCUCUUAGCAGGUCCUAGGAUGGAUUUCAGGUAUUUGCUUUGCGUUUGUUGUGGCAGACAUUUGUAAGGAUAUUUGAUCUUGAUUUUACAUGAUUUUUUACUUUUCAUGUUGAAACACGUUGGUAUGAUCAUGUUAAUCUGAUACUCAAACACAUUGAUGAUACCCUGAGCUUACCAAAGGACUGUUUUUUAAGAAAUCAAAUAUUGUCAUUUUCGUUCAAAGAAAUAAACACGACAAUAAAACGAAA
Molecule: messenger RNA, 1968 nt
Organism: Xiphias gladius (swordfish)
Lineage: Eukaryota; Metazoa; Chordata; Actinopteri; Istiophoriformes; Xiphiidae
Gene: serpinf1
Product: serpin peptidase inhibitor, clade F (alpha-2 antiplasmin, pigment epithelium derived factor), member 1
Exons: 8
Coding region: 220-1434 (404 amino acids)
Biological process (GO): negative regulation of angiogenesis; negative regulation of endopeptidase activity
Molecular function (GO): serine-type endopeptidase inhibitor activity
Source: RefSeq, a predicted model, not a curated record